AGCGAGCGAGAGAGAGAGAGAGAGAGAGAGAGAGAGAGAGAGAAAUAUAAUACUCUGGAAUGUCCACAGCCACAGAAAGCUCAUGCAAACUCUCAACAUGAAGGAUCGUCUGUCAGUCUCUCUGAUCUGUCUGUCAUGGCUCUUCUUUGGGAUCUCACCCAGUAAUUGUGUGGAGCCAGUGCAUUGCCAGUGGGGAUCCUACGGAGACUGGUCAGAGUGUGAUGGCUGCACUAAAACACAGUCUAGGACUCGUGCCAUGGUGGUAUAUGUCCAGUUUGGGGGGAGCCCAUGCAGUGGAGGGUCCACUCAGACCCAGCCCUGUGAGACUGCUCGAGGUUGCCCCCUGAAGGAAGGCUGUGGAGGGAGGUUCCGCUGCCGCUCAGGGAAGUGUAUCAGCCAGUCUAUGGUGUGUAAUGGAGAUCAGGACUGUGAGGAAGACAACCAGGAUGAACUGAAGUGUGGCCCAGACAAGACAUUCCCUGUUUGUAACAAUGACAAACCACCACCCAAUGUUGAGCAACUAGGACUGGGGUUUGAUGCAGUGACAGGAAAACAGAGAGGAAGUGUGAUCAACACUAAGAGCUAUGGAGGCCAGUGCAGGACUGUCUUCAGUGGGGACAACAAGGUCCUCUACAGGCUGCCCCAGAGCACUCUGAGGUACAACUUUGAGGUCAAAGUUCAGAAUGAUUUCAGUGAUGAAUUCUACACCAGCUCCUGGUCCUACGCCAAGGACGUAGUCAAGAGAGAGACAACGACGGGUACAACCACAGGAUUCAACAACUAUGACUUACAUAAGACGGAGGAAAAAAACAGGAACAACCACCUGUUGGUGGUAAAGAACAACGUGGAGGUGGCUCAGUUCCAGAACCACGCCCCAGGAUACCUCUCUCUGUCUGAGGAGUUCUGGAAGGUUCUGGCCACGCUCCCCACUGUGUACGACUACGCUACCUAUAGGAUGGUGGUGGAGAGGUUUGGAACCCACUACCUGUCUGAGGGGACCCUGGGUGGAUACUUCCACGCCUUACUCAGCAUCGACCAGGAAACAGCCACACAGAUGGCCAAGGUCAAGUGGGAGUAUAAUGAGUGUACCAAGACCAAACACCGGAUUCUGUUCAUUUCAUGGACAACCGAGAAAUGUAGAGAGAAUGAAAAUAAUUAUACACUACCCAACCCCCCAUCCAUCAGUAGGUCUGACACGGUAAAGAAGGUGGAUGUGGAGGGAGGGGCCACUGCACACAUUGCAGCCCUCAAGGCUCUGGACCUCAGAGCUCCAGGUAGAAACUGGGAUAUGUACAAGAACUGGGCGGAGUCUGUGCGGACCUUCCCUGCAGUCAUCAAACGAAAGAUGAGGCCUCUGUAUGAGCUGGUGAAGGAGGUGCAGUGUGCUGGGAUGAAGAGGCUCCACCUGAAGCGUGCCAUAGAGCAGUACCUGAAUGAGAGGCACCCAUGCCGCUGCCAGCCAUGCAGGAACAACGGCCUAGUGGUGAUGGCUGGGGAUAAGUGUAGCUGCAUCUGUAAACCUGGGACAGACGGACUGGCCUGUGAGAAGGGGAAGGAGGUGGAGGGGCAGGAGGGGGUGAUACAUGGCAGCUGGUCUUGCUGGUCUGGCUGGACUUCUUGCUCUGGAGGUCAGAGGUCACGAACACGUGCAUGCAGUAACCCCGCCCCUCAGAGAGGCGGCCAUCACUGCAACGGAGAGGUCAGGGAGACGACAGGCUGCGAUGACGACCAAGACCUGCAAUACCUCCAGACCAUGGAGCCUCAGUGCUUUGACCUGACCGUCCCACCUAAGGAGACUUGCAGGAGCCCACCUCCUCUCCCUAAUGGCUAUGUCCUGGAUCCAAAAGAUGUGUAUCUGGUGGGCAGUAAGAUUGAAUACACCUGCAUAGAGGGCUACCAUCUGAUUGGAAUACGGAUCGCAGAGUGCACUGUUGCUCUGACAUGGAGCACACCUUCCAAAGAGUGCAAGAGCUCCAGGUGCCAUGCUCCGUCCCUUCUAAAUGAUGUCACAGGCUCUCCCUGGCAGCCCACCUAUGACAUAGGGGAACGUAUCCCACUGUCCUGCCCUGAGGGGAGACACAUAGUGGGAGACAAAGAGAUCAUCUGUGACUCCAGUCUGCACUGGUCACCGAACCCCAACACCAUCACAUGUAGCCAAGCACCGAAAACGCUUGAUCACCUUGACGGCCCAGCAGGGCAAUGCAAACCAUGGGAGAAACUUGCCAAAGACAAAUGUAUCUGCAAAAUGCCUUAUGAGUGCACGUCUUCUCUACAGGUGUGUGCCAACAAUCUUGAGAAUGGUCGGACAAAUAGACUGAGCGUGUGCAAGAUGCACACCUUAAAUUGUCUGGGAAGGAGCUACAACCUGGCAGAGGACAGCGCCUGCGAGUGGCCAACCAACACAACUUCACCCUGCACCGACUGCCAGUUAUGGGAGACUUGUGACGGACAAACAAACCAGUGCCGCUGUAAGGACUGGGCUGAGUGCUCAGAUCCAGGGUUGAGUGUCUGUGUCCGUAUGGGGAAUGAUGCUAACAGUACCACCCAGACACUGAGCGAGUGUGAGGCAGGACUGAGGAGGUGUAAAGGAGAAAAGGUGUCAGUUGUCAGCAUACUACCUUGUAGCGCUUAAGAAUCGUGUCCUCUCCUCCGACUCACCAUGUCUGUGAUAAUGACAGUUGUUUUACCCUAUCUCUGUUUUUUACAUCACUCUUCAAAAGCAUUGCUUUGAAGACAUUAAAGCCAUUGAAGUAUAUUAACCACCUAUUAGACUUGUUCUUUUUGUAUGCUUUUUGAAUGGAUUGAUAAUGCUUAUUUUUGUGCCAAUAAACAAAAACAAGUCACAA
Molecule: messenger RNA, 2846 nt
Organism: Oncorhynchus nerka (sockeye salmon)
Lineage: Eukaryota; Metazoa; Chordata; Actinopteri; Salmoniformes; Salmonidae
Gene: c7a
Product: complement component 7a
Exons: 17
Coding region: 83-2632 (849 amino acids)
Biological process (GO): complement activation
Cellular component (GO): membrane attack complex
Molecular function (GO): protein binding
Source: RefSeq, a predicted model, not a curated record